Messenger RNA from Cooperia oncophora, 216 nucleotides. NCBI's taxonomy places the organism in Eukaryota, Metazoa, Nematoda, Chromadorea, Rhabditida, Trichostrongylidae. The record is from the annotation of a GenBank genome assembly.
AUGGGUAAAAUCUCGAAAGAUCAGCGAGACAUCUACUAUCGUAUGGCUAAAGAGCAGGGAUGGAGAGCGAGAAGUGCUUUUAAACUGUUACAGAUAAAUGAUGAGUUCGGAAUUCUUGAAGGUAAAUUAUAUUGUUGCACACGCUUCGAUGCGAUUUCACAGGCAUUCUUCUGUAAUACAUUUUCUCGGGAUAUCCACGCUCUGGAUCAUUUCUAG